GGUAUGAAAUUUAAGGAUGCAAAUGAAAUUUCAGUUUUACAAGAGUAUGCAUACAAAAUUGGUUUCCCAGUUAGAAAAAGAAAUUCGAGAAAGGAUGAUGAUGGAGUAUUGAGAAAUAUUACAUUUGUUUGUAGUCGUGAAGGGAAAUGAAUCAUAAAUACACGCAAGCAACCAUUCAGAGUGUAUGUAAAGCCAAGAUCACUGGAUGUUCAGAUAUUUACGGAGUAUGAAAAAUUAACACAGUACACCUGGAUCACAAUCACAAGACAAGCCCUUCGAAAUCUAGGCUAUAUCGAUACAACCGAGAGUUGAGCGCACAUGUGAAAUGACGACUUGAAGUAAAUGACAUGGAAGAAAUUCCGCUGCACAAGAGUUACAACUCUACAGUUGUUGAAGCUGGUGGAUAUGAAAAUAUGACUUACAUCGAACGGGAUUGUCGAAACUAUGUUGAAAAAGUGAGGUGAUUACGACUUGGAGAGGGUGACGUAGCAGCAAUAAAAUCAUAUUUCUCUAAAAUGCAAGCACGAUGCUCGGACUUUUACUUUAGUAUGGAUUUGGAUGACGAUUUGCGUCUACAGAAUGUUUUCUGGGAAGAUAAUAGGAGUAGGCAGGCAUAUAAGGAAUUCGGUGACGUUGUUACGUUCGACACUACGUACCUCACCAAUAAAUAUGAUAUGUCAUUUGCCCCUUUUGUUGGACUGAACCACCAUGGACAGUCGACACUCCUUAGAUGUGGUAGGGUGUUGAAUGAGGAUACAGAGACAUUUGUGUGGCUAUUUAGGAUAUGGCUACAAUAUAUGCAUGGACAAGCUCCACAUGGGAUAAUUACAGACCAGGAUAGGGCUAUGCAAAAUGCAAUACUAAUUGUGUUCCAUAAUACAAAAUAUAGAUGGUGCUUAUGGCACAUACUUAAAAAAUUGUUUGAGAAGUUUGGAUACCAUGUGGAUAAGAGUUCCAUAUUUAGUAAUAUACACAGUUUGGUCUAUGAUUGCCAAUCUGCGGAAGAAUUCGAAAAUGGCAGGAAAGUGAUGAUCGAAACGUUUAACUUGUAUGAUAAUGAAUGGCUGGUGGGUUUGUAUAAGAAUAGGGGACGUUGGGUACCUUGCUUUUUGAAAACCACAUUUUGGGCAGGGAUGUCAGCAACUCAACGCAGUGAGAGUAUGAAUGCAUUUUUUGAUAGUUAUGUACAUUUGAAGAUAACAUUGACGCAAUUUGUUAAACAAUAUGAACGUGCAUUGAGAAGUAAGGUUGAGAAAGAAUUUCAAGCGGACUUCAAGUCCUUCUCGCAAAUGGUGCCAUGUGCAACGAGAUAUGAAAUGGAGAAACAAUUCCAAGCAGUUUACACAAUUUCAAAAUUCAAGGAAGUUCAAGAGGAGUUCAUAGGUAAGGUUCAUUGCGACCUCAUAUCUGUUUCGGAGGGACUAUCGGGGACGACUUAUGAGAUAUAAGAAGACGUAAUACAUGACGGUUUGAAGAAAAAAACCUUUUUCGUCUCAUCUCAAGAGACAAAUGUGAAAUCACUUGCAGUUGUCACAAUUUUGAGUUUCGAGGAAUUAUUUGCAGACAUACUAUUGCAGUACUGGUCUGUAAUGAUAUCAAAUCAGUUCCAAAAAGGUAUAUAAUACGGAGAUGGCGAUAAGAUGUCAGUAGAGCCCACACGAGGGUAGCAGUGCAUUAUGAUGGUAUGGUUAGUUUUCCGGACAAAUUGAUGUACGACAAAAUGUGUCAACGCUUUGCUACAUUGGCGGACAUGAUGAUAGACGAUGAAGUCAAAUCCAAUGUCAUAAUUGAGUGGAUCGAUAGUCAAUGUAAACAGAUGAUGACGUUGAAGUCAAGUACUAGUAGUAAUAUCUUGUCCCCGUAUAUUACUCAAACAUCAUCCAAGUGUGGAGCAUCACUAGAUAUUGGAGGUGGUAGCAUCAGAGAUCCAGAAUGUGCGAACAGAAAAGGUGCCCCUAGGAAACUUUGGAAGAAGAGCCAAUUGGUAUUGAAUAUGAACAGAGUUAAGCCAACUUCGAGUUCAACGAAGGGAAAGAAGUCGAAGGUAAGCAAGUAAUACAGGAAAUGAUGCACCCAUCUUUCAGUCACCACAUCAAUUACACAUGCCGCUACCUUUCUCAUAUACGCAUCUCCUUAUGGGUGGCAACCAAAAUCUUCAAUUCACACAACACUUACAGUCCACAUGUGUCAACCCUCCAUCCUCAACAAAUCUUCUAUUCAACAUGCAAGGUAACAUAGUUGUUAUAUAGAACAUAAUAGUUUACAAACAUUAUUCAUUACGUACGUUCAUUACUAUAUAAUAAACAACCUUAAGUGAAGUCGACAUAUGAAGGUAUGGCUACAAGACAUAUGAAUGAUGCUGUUGACAAUGAAACACGACAGUUAGAUAAUCACCUUGAUGGAGGAAACAUCAUCAAUCCCAAUAUAUGAGCUCUCGGCCGUGCUGUAACCAUAUGAAGUGAGUAAUUAUUUGCCAUAUAACUUCGUAGCAACGUGGAUAUUAUUCCACAAUGUGUCCAUGUUUUACUAUUUUUGAUGUUUGCAAUUAUAAUCAUGCAAUGGAUUGGAGAGUUUUCACUUUCUGUUUUGGAGGCUGGAAUCUUCAGGUCGUGUUACUUGGCUGCUAUUGAUAAUUACUUUGUUAUUUUUUUUAAUUUCAUUUUAUACUCAACUAUCGUGAGGUUCCAGAUGUGCGAGUUUCUUUUGCUUUGACAUCUUACAAGUGGCAGAUGCGUGCUUGCAUUUGUUGUCCUCAAAAUUCUUAUGGACUAUGAUUGUUUACGCUCCAGAUUUGCUGCAUUCAGUCCUAUUAGCUCUAUAGUUUUAGCUUCCCAAUCCUUUUGGUUGAUUAGUUUAGUUAGAACUUAGAAUGCUGUUGUUCUAAUAUAUAUCAUAGCGUUGUUUUUAAGACUUGUGAUUUUGUCUCUAUGUAUAUUAUGCGGAUAAGUAAGUGCAGCAUUUCUGUUAAAAUUAGUGUGAGUUUUCAUUGAUUGGUAUUUGACAUUUUAUGUCUUCAAGCUGAUGUUUUUUCUAAUUUGCUAUUGUUUAACAAGCUUUCUCAUAUUUGUGGUUAGCCUUGUUGAACUUGAAACUUACCCUCGGUCACUUUUACCUAAAAGGUAAUUUGAGACUUGGAUAUAAAGGUGGUUUUGGGUUUAUCAGAUGUGUCUAAUGGAUUUUGUGUUUUAUUAAAUGGCUAGGAGCAGUUAUCAAGAAAUGUUUUGUGAGACCUUAUUUUAGAAGAUUGCAUUGUGAUCAACUCUGAGUAAGAGCAGGGAAUUUACAAGGAGAUGUGGAGAUCAUUACUAAUUGUGGGGAUGAAGAGUUGAAGGAAUUGUUGUCGAAGUAGAAUGAAUCAGGCGAAACUGUGCUUUAUGUUGCUGCAGAAAGUGGUCGCAUUGGUUACUGCAUAAUCUGCUCCAUUUGCUCGAUUUUGUGAUCCAUCAACCUUGUAAAUCUGAUAUUAUUUAAUUAUGUUUCGGAUAUUAAUUGCUUUUACUACCAUUUUACUCUUGGAAAUUUUAGCAAGAAUGAAGAAGAAAAAAGCUAGUUAUUUUUCUCUUUGAUUUCAAUGCCAAGUGGCUGUGAUUGUUCGGGUAUCUUGAUGAACUGUAAAUAGCUUGUGAGCUUAGCCUAUCUGGAUAAGCUUAUAAAAAUUACUUGUGAA
Olea europaea var. sylvestris is the source of this 3667-nucleotide messenger RNA. Its product is annotated as protein FAR1-RELATED SEQUENCE 5-like. The coding region runs from base 516 to 1448 and encodes 310 amino acids. The transcript is spliced from 3 exons. Gene Ontology annotation, biological process: regulation of DNA-templated transcription. The record is from RefSeq and is a predicted model, not a curated record. Lineage: Eukaryota; Viridiplantae; Streptophyta; Magnoliopsida; Lamiales; Oleaceae.